This is a messenger RNA of Leucoraja erinaceus (little skate), 5226 nucleotides long. RefSeq names its product tumor necrosis factor, alpha-induced protein 8-like 1 (gene tnfaip8l1). Bases 249 to 842 code for a protein of 197 amino acids. The transcript is spliced from 2 exons. Gene Ontology annotation, biological process: regulation of apoptotic process. NCBI's taxonomy places the organism in Eukaryota, Metazoa, Chordata, Chondrichthyes, Rajiformes, Rajidae. The record is from RefSeq and is a predicted model, not a curated record. Gene Ontology annotation, cellular component: cytoplasm.
CGGCAGGUCUGUCUGUCUGUCUGUCUGAGUCUAACGUCAGUAGGGAGGCGUGGCAGGUUUGGUCAGCGUGACAACCUCCAACUAAAAUAAUCCUCUCACCUAUUCCACAAAGUGCCUUGACUGAAGCUGCUGAGAACACCAGUGUGGGCUGUACCUCGAGUAUCUGGGGCUUGUACUGGCUGCCACUUGCCACUCUGUUGUCACUUAGUGAGACGGCCUCUUCAUUUCACUGCCACUCGCUCCCGGCUAUGGCGUUGGAACAUGAGGUGGGGAAAGAGACGAUGGAUGUCUUCAACACCAGGAGCUUGGCCAUGCAGGCACAGAAGAAGUUGCUGGGCAAGAUGGCCAAUAAAGGCAUGGCCAAUAUCUUCAUCGAUGACACGAGCAGCGAUGUUCUGGACGAACUGUACCAGGUGACCAAAGAGUACACCAAAAACAAGAAGGAAGCACAGAAGGUGAUCAAAAACCUGAUCAAGGUGGUGAUCAAACUGGGGGUCCUGUAUCGCAACAACCAGUUCAGCGCUGAGGAGCUGGCGCUGGUGGACAGGUUCCGCAAGAAGGUCCACCAGCUGGCCAUGACGGCCGUCAGUUUCCACCAGAUUGACUUCACGUUUGACCGGCGGGUUCUGGCCGGCAUCUUGAACGAGUGCAGGGAGUUGCUGCACCAGACCAUCAACCGGCACCUGACGGCCAAGUCCCACGGCCGGGUCAACCACAUCUUCAACCACUUUGCAGACUGCGAAUUUCUGGCCGCCCUCUACGGACCCCUGGAGCCGUAUCGUGCCCACGUACACAAGCUGUGUGAUGGGCUGAACAAGAUGCUGGAGGACGGGAAUAUCUGACCACUGCCUUGGCAGGGAUGACUGAGUGGGUUUACUGUGGGGGGGGGGGGGAGGGGGGGGGGGGGGGGGGGGGAAUAGUUGUUUGGAUGAGGCAUCUUUACUGUGGGCAGUCAUGGGCAGCACCAAGACAUUGAGCUGUGGUUUGUGUUGUCCCACACCUGUCUACAAGGUGUGCAGGAACCAUAAAGAUUGUACAGUGAAGUCCAGACUGAAUCCUGAGCCUUUGCCUCUCACAUCUGCUCCACUGGCCAUGGGUCAGGGAUUCUCCUGAUCUGUCUCAUGUCCCGGUUUUAACUUUAAAAACCCGUGACGUUUGCCAUGUGUGCGGGAGUGAGAUGGCUGGAUAUGGGGGGAUUAAUCUGGGAUUGGGCAGGAGGUCCAGACUUAGGGGACCUGGAUCACCAGGCAGAUAGAUCGAGGACUUGCCCCGUCCACACACAUGUGAGUGAGUUAUAGGACACUGAGGCACCUUCAGCCGGUGGUGAAGCCGUUGAGAGAAAGACGGAGGUGUCAGAUUAGAUCGUGGGGAGGGAGAGUGAGACAGAGCUAGUACAUUAAUGACGAGCGGCCAUCACAAACCUCGAUCGUCCUACAUUGGCGAAUGUCUCGAGAUGGAUCAGAACAUGUAACCUGAAGCCACUAAAUGAAGCUGUUCCUGGCCUCGACCUGACAAGUUUAUCCCUUACAACAGAAUGAUGCGUCGAGUACAUUUGAUGAUGCAAUGCUAUUUAUGGCUCUACAGGAUUGCCGUCAACUUUGAGAGGCCAAGUUUGUGUACGAUUGGCUGUUUGGAUCCAGAAGCAUUUAAAAUCCAGUGUUUUAUGUGUCUGUUUGCAGUGUCUUGUGUUGGUUUUCUGCAUCUGUCUUGUGAAGUGGUUUCUCUGUGGUUCUAAAUCACAUCUGUGCCUUGGUUAUUUGUACAAUAAAGUCACACUGAGGGAAAAGUGAGCAGAUUCCAUCAUCACCCCCCACCCCCCCCCCCCCCCCCCCCCCCCCCCCCCCCCCCCCCCGUUAAGCUGCUGGCCCCGUGGGCAACGAGACGCUGAGAUAUUUUACCGACCAACAUCCCAGCUGGUUUCAGAAGGUUAGAGGUGAUAGGAGUAGAAUUAGGCCAUCGAGUCCACUCCGCCAUCCAAUUGUCCCCUUCCAAACCCCAUUCUCCUCCCCCCCCCCCCCCCCAACCCCUGACUCCUCUUUCCAUCAGUAAGCUGCUCCUCAGCGGUAGAGUUGCUGCCUUACAGCGCCAGAGACCCGCGUUCCAUGCUGACUACGGGAUGUACUGAGGACCUCCUGCAGUUAGUUGGAAAGUGGAGGAGUUCAGGAAAGUCAUUCCCACUGCAGAUUGACACAAAAUGCUGGAGUAACUCAGCGAGACAGGCAGCAUCUCUGGAGAGAAGGAAUGGGUGACGUUUCAGGUCGAGACCCUUCUUCAGAUUGAUGGAAGGGAAGAGGGAGAUACAUAGAUAAGGACGUGACAGGUGUGAAAACAGGACAAAGGGAAUGGAGAUCAAGGGAAAUGGGGAAUAGAUCAUUGUUAGCUGGGAGAAGGUAACAAAGCAAACUGAGAUAAGAUGUAGCCGGGGAGAGUCAGACUGGUGGGAGAACUGGGAAUGGGGAGAGAGGGAUGGAGAGAGAGAGGGAAAGCAAGGGCUAUCUGAAGUUAGAGAAGUCAAUGUUCAUACCACUGGGGUGUAAGCUGCCCAAGUGAAAUAUGAGGUGCUGCUCCUCCAAUUUGCGCUGGGCCUCACUCUGACAGUGGAGGAGGCCCAGGACAGAAAGGUCAGUGUGGGAAUGGGAGGGGGAGUUGAAGCGUUGGCCAACCGGGAGAUCAGGUAGGUUUAGGCGGAUUGAGUGGAAGUGUUGAGUGAAACGAUGGCCGAGCCUGCGCUUGGUCUUGCCGAUGUACAGGAGCAUAGACCCGGGAUAUACCUGGAACAGCGGAUAGUGUGGGUGAGGUUGGAUGAGGUACCUUGGAAACAAAGGGCUGAUCCAAUCAUGCAGAUUACAAUUGGUUUUUGUCCAUCAAAUUAAUAAGUAAUGUAUAUUUUAAUUCUGUACAGUUCUUCCAAAUAUUGAGAAGCCGUUUUCUUGCUAAUGAAAGAUAAUUAUUUUAUCCUAUGUGCUCAAACAAAGAGUGAUUUUGAGCCAUUUUUAUAAUACUACAUCUGUGGUUUUUAAAAGAGAAAAUAAAGACUUAAAUGACACAAACUGAGAACGUUGUUCAUGGUGAGGCCGGGGAUUGGAACAGCCAUGGAGAUUCCAGCAUUGUAUUCACGGAAACUCUGAAGAAACCGCCCAGAUCUACAAACAAACAUUUUCCAUUGAAACUUUAAUCAGCUUGGGGAAGCAUCGUAAUCUUUGGCUUCCAGUCUGUAUAAGGUCAUGAGCAGUACAAUUAGGCCAUUUGGCCCAUCAAGUCUACUCCACCAUUCAAUCAUGGCUGAUCUAUCUCUCCCUCCUAACCCCAUUUUCCUGCCUUCUCCCCAUAACCCCUGAUGCCUGUACUAAUCAAGAAUCUAUCUCUGCCCUAAAAAUAUCCACUGACUUGGCCUCCACAGCCUUCUGUGGCAAUGAAUUCCACAGAUUCACCACCCUCUGACGACAUACAUUUCUCCUCAUCUCCUUCCUAAAAGAACGUCCUUUAAUUCUAAGGCUAAAACUAGUCCUAGACUAUCCCACUAGUGGAAACAUCCUCUCCACAUCCACUCUAUCCAAGCCUUUCACUAUUCUGUACAUUUCAAUGAGGUCCCUCCUCAUUCUUCUAAACUCCAGCGAGUACAGGCCCAGUGCCGACAAACGCUCAUCAUAGGUUAACACAGUCGUUCCUGGGAUCGUUCUUGUAAACCUCCUCUGGACCCGCUCCAGAGCCAGCACAUCCUUCCUCAGACACGGGGCCCAAAAUGUUGGUUUAGCUGCCAAUACUCAAUGAUCUGUUCUCGAUGGCCCCAUCAACUGAUGCUCCUCAAUAGAACUGAUCAAACUACCUUGAUCAAUGUUCUGAAACAUGGAGGAAAACUGAUCAAUACCUCAAAGGUUUAGUUGAGUUCAGUUUAUUGUCACGUGUACCGAGGUACAGUGAAAAGCUUUUGUUGCGUGCUAUCCAGUCAGUGGAAAGACAAUACAACGAUUACAAUCGAGCCAUUCACAGUGUACAGAUAAAUGAUAAGGGAGUAACGUUUAGUGCAAGGUAAAGCCAGCAAAGUCCGAUCAAGGAUAGUCCGAGGGUCACCAAGAAGGUAGUAUCUGUUUAAGAAGGAACUGCAGAUGCUGGAAAAAUUGAAGGUAGACAAAAAUGCUGGAGGAACUCAGCGGGUGAGGCAGCAUCUAUGGAGCGAAGGAAUAGGUGACGUCUUAGUUCGAGAAACUCAGCGGGAGAGGCAGCAUCUAUGGAGCGAAGGAAUAGGCGACGUUUCGGGUCGAGACCCUUUCGGGUCUCAACCCGAAACGUCACCUAUUCCUUCGCUCCAUAGAUGCAGCCUCACCCAAGAAGGUGGUAUCUCGUGGUGCAUUCUCCUCUCCCAAGUGUCGGGAAACUACCGUGGAGCCUCCGCUGUGGGCCCGGGUGUUUGUCAGUCCUGACACAAACACUUAGCGGUGAAUGUUGCUCCAGAUGUGGAACGUGUUGACCUGAGCUUGACCCUGCCUCUGCCCGUGCACUGAGAGAGGUGUAAUCACCCCACAGUGAACUGAAAUGUGGCGUAGAAUGUUAAAUGUGGAAAACACUGGACGUACUUGGCUGGUCUGGGUUUCAUUGCAUGUCCCAUGGGGAGAAACCUUUUCACACAGAGAGUUGUGAAUUUGUGGAAUUCUCUGUCUCAGAAGGCAGUGGAGGCCAAAUCACUGGAUGCAUUCAAAAGAGAUUUAGAUAGAGCUCUUCGGGCUAGCGGAAUCAAUUGGGUAUGGGGAGAAGGCAGGAACGGGGUCCUGAUUGGGGAUGAUCAGCCAUGAUCACAGUGAAUGGCAGCGCUGGCUCGAGGGCCAUGUAUCUAUGUAUCUAUGUCCCAGAUAGAACAAAGACUUUCUUACUUACAGCCACACAACAGAAUAUGGAAAACACAGUGCUCUGUAAACAGUAUAAUAAAUAAGAAAAAAAAGUUCAAUAUAUCUGUAAAAACAAAUAAAAGUAAUAUAAUAUUUAAAAUAUAUAUAGUUUUCAAUAUAUAUAUGUAUAUAAGCACACAUACAACAAAGUUAACGUUUGCAAGUAAUGAUCUUUCGUCGGAAUUGGAAAAUUGAGAGAACUAAUGCGCUGUAAAUUAUUAAACAAAGUGAUAGAGGAACUUUAUUCUUGUAAGACAGAUACAGAGUGCUGGAGUAACUCAGCGGGCCAGGCAGCAUCUGUGGAGAACAUGGAUAGGUGACGUUUCACAGUGCUGGAGUAACU